AUGGGAGCUGUAGACAAGACACAUGACGAGGUGUUGGAUAACAACCUAUCGAAUCUAAAGCGAUUGGGUGAGUUUAUGAACCACCUAGAAGAGACGACACAACAGUCUAUGCUCAACAUGGAGAGAAUGUGUCAAACAAACAGUGCACUCGCCACCUCGAUGUGCAACUUUAUACUCUCUGAAUUAUCAGAUGAAAAGGAAUUCUCUACAGGUUUAUUAUCAAAGUUCUUUAAACGAACAACACCUGAAUCUGGUGAUCUUUCAAUUAGAUUUCAAGAUUCUGUUCAAAGAUUAUACGAUUCAUUUGGUACAAUUGGACAUGAUAAUUUAAGAACAACUAUUGAAUCAUUGGAUACAAAUGUUGUGAUACCAUUCAAAAGAGACAAAGAAAUGAAUAAAGUAACAAAACAAGUAUUGGAAAAGAGAAAGAAAUUAAACCUAGAUUAUGAUUCAACUAAAAGAGCUUCUUCGGAUAUGGAUAAGAUUAGAAUGGCAAAAGAGGAAUUUGAUCAAGCAUCAAAGAAUACAAACAAUCAUAUACAAACAAGAUCAUUUAUUAGAUGUAAAUUGAUCGUUCAUAGUAUUAUUACACUUGUACAACAAUUUUGUAUCUUUUUCGAAAGCAACUCGGUAUUGUUGGAGGGUUUGCUAGGGUUUAUCGAACCAAUGGUAGACACUUAUCAACUUGAUAUCCCUGAACUAGCUGAUAUCUAUAGACCAAAGAAACCAACCUCUCCAUCCACUCCACCUCCACAACACAAUAGACCAAGUUCUCCUACCCCUCCACCAGUCUAUCCUUCCCCACCUCCUUCUUAUAAAGAUUCAGUAAACAGUAAUAGUAAUAGUCAUACUCGUCCAAGAAGUGGUAGUAGUGGACAACAACAACAACAACCAUUACAUGGACAAUUUAGAAAUAUGAAUAUGAAUGAUAAUGGACCUUAUAGUCCAACUGGUGGGUCGAGUAGUGAAGAUUCAUCACCGCCAUCAACCAAAAGAAAUGAUUCUAGAAAUGAAAAUUUGUUUAGUGUUUGGGAUGAUGAAAAUAGUAAUAAUAGUAAUAGUAAUAAUAGUAAUAGUAAUAAUAAUAAUAAUAAUACAAAUGGUAAUAAUACAUCAUCAUCAUCGUCAACAACAACAACAACAAAAUCUGGGUUUGGUGACGAUUGGAUGUAUGAAACUCCAAAUUCAACUCCAAAAGAAUCACCCUUUAAACCAACACCAAAUUCCUCUUCGACAAAUGCUACAAAUACAAAUUCACCAUCAUCAUCUAAUCAAUAUGAAUUCCAAUCUCCUCAUCAACGUCAACAACCACCACAACAACCAUCAAAUGGUUCAUACAAUCCACCACCUUUUCAACAACAACAACAACAACAAACACGACAACCUCCUCCUCCUCAACAACAACAAUGGAACAAUAAAAAUAAUAGUAAUAAUAAUCAACAACAACAACCUCCUCAAUCUCAACCUGCUCCUCCUCCACCUACAAAUCAAAACAAAUCAAGUUAUGAUCAUAUAUUUGGAGAUUUUGAUUUCCCACCAUCGUCAACAACAUCAUCAACUGGAAGUGGAGGUGGAACACAACCUCAACAAUUUACAUCAUUUUUCAUGCCAAACUCUCAACCACCACCAUCAAUGAACUUUUCUCCACAUGUAGAUCAUAGGGCACAAUCUGAACGUGAAACAUUGGAACCUGCCAUUUCGGAAAAGGUUAAAAGAUGGGCAGAGGCAAGCACUGGUAAAAAGAAUGAUAUCCGUAUGCUGAUAUCUACACUUCACGAGGUGUUGUGGGAAGGAAGUGGAUGGGAAAAGGUGAAUCGUGGACAAAUGGUGGCACCAACUCAAGUUAAAAAGUACUAUAGAAAGGCCAUUAUGGUGGUUCAUCCCGACAAGGUUAAUCUAGGAUCAACCGAACAAAAAAUAGUGGCUCAAAGAAUUUUUGAAAGACUACGAGAUGAAUUUGAAAUAUUACGUGUUAGAGAUUUAGAACCAUCUAGUCAAUAA
Messenger RNA from Cavenderia fasciculata, 2001 nucleotides. RefSeq names its product DNAJ heat shock N-terminal domain-containing protein. The coding region runs from base 1 to 2001 and encodes 666 amino acids. The transcript has 3 exons. Lineage: Eukaryota; Evosea; Eumycetozoa; Acytosteliales; Cavenderiaceae. Gene Ontology annotation, biological process: clathrin-dependent endocytosis; clathrin coat disassembly. Gene Ontology annotation, molecular function: clathrin binding. The record is from RefSeq and is a predicted model, not a curated record. Gene Ontology annotation, cellular component: intracellular membrane-bounded organelle; cytoplasm; vesicle.